This is a messenger RNA of Xylona heveae TC161, 1460 nucleotides long. RefSeq lists its product as hypothetical. The transcript has a single exon. NCBI's taxonomy places the organism in Eukaryota, Fungi, Ascomycota, Xylonomycetes, Xylonales, Xylonaceae. The record is from RefSeq and is a predicted model, not a curated record. Bases 434 to 1186 code for a protein of 250 amino acids.
AGUCUGCCAACCAAGCCAAGUUUCUAUUUGAUUGUUAUUUAUCCGUUGUCCUCAUAUUGUUAUUUACUCACCGUUCUCAUUGUUAUACCACCUCCCCUCCCCGUCUCCGGCUCUCACGGGCAUAAGAGCAAUUGCAUCGAUUAAAGUAACAAAUACAACAUCAACAUUCCAAUUUCACAUUCUACCAGAAUUGUACCAUUCUACCAUCUGCAACUCGAGUCCCGAGCUAGAGCUAGGACAUACAUACAGCAUACAGCAUACAGGCAUACAGGUAGACAACUACAGACUACCUUACAUACACAUACACAUACACAUACACAUACAACAUACAACAUACAACAUUUAAACGACCUCAACCUCAAAUCCAACACUACAAGUCGAAUAACUAGAAACUACCUUACAUUGUAUAAAGACAAGAAUAAGUGCCUGCACAAUGGACAAGACUCGCGCUACCACCACCACCACCACCACCGCCGCCAACGACGAUACCAACAACAACAACAACAGUGGUACUCAAAACAAUGACACACCCGCACACUCCCACGUCCAGGCAAUCCAUACGUCCCUCACCGCCACCGCCACCAACAACAAUAGUCAAAACAACGGUAACGGCAAAAACAACGGCAAAAACAAAAGCACCACGCACCUCGGCAACGACGGGGUCCUACGUGCCUUUGCGCCCGACGGGACCGUGCUCGCGCACCACGCGCUGAGUCCGGACGAAAUUGCAGUCGAAGUGGACAUGCAGCUUCAUGCGUGUAGAUUGUAUCUGGCUAAUUAUCCCAAUGGCUGGGCUCGGGCCGGCGGAGCAGAAGAACCGCCCUCGUCAACCGAGGGAACCCACGAAAUACAACAGCGCCCGUCAAGCCACGAAACACAGCAGCAGACAAGUCAAGGACAGCAGACGAGUAAAGCAAUAGAAGCGCGUCUCAAAGCAUUGGUCGAGCAGCGGGUGGACGGUCGCGAGGUCCCGCUGGAGAAGCGACAGGAUCCGGAUAUGUCGGUUCUGCCGCCUGCCGUGGUCAAGUGGCGAGAAGAGAACCAGGAGCGGGAGAGACGGAGGGGGGCAAGACGGGAAAAGAGGAAACAAGAGGGGAGGGAAGAGGAAGAGGAUAGUGAGGAUAGUGAGAGCGAGGAGGAGGGAUCUGGGUGGGGUGCGCCGCCGUCGACGCCGUGGAGGGCGUGAUGCAGAAGAAAUGCUGGGCAGAUGACUGUCAAUAUCGAUAACAGAUAAAGCAGUGUGGAAAGACUGAUAUGCAUGUAACGUUCACAAUAUUGACCAUGGCAUUUGACAAGUGGUAGGUAAAAAAAAAAGUCUAUUUAGCGCUAUGCUGUCUAUAACAAAGGAAAAGUGGAAAGCGCCAAUGCAGGUCUAGCAAAUAGAGAUCUAGCUCUAAGCCAUCUAGCAAGAUUAUACGUAGCAGCAUCAAAGGACCAGGAGUUAGUCAACUCCCGUGGCU